AUGUUUGAGGACAUAAACGAAGAAGAAUUUGGAAGUGGGGACAACUUUGACGAUGAUAGUGGUUAUAAAUCCAGUGAGUCCGAUGAUAUAGACUUUUAUGUUGACAAUGACAACAUCUUAGAUGAUGUAGAAGUUGACAUGAAUGAUUUCAAUGAUAACAUUGAUAUGGAUGCAGAGUGGGUUGGAGGUAUGAAUGACAAUGUGGUACAAGAAGAGAAUGAAGUUGGAGAGCUUAAUGAAGUACUAAAUAACGAGGUACUUUUGUCAGGAUCAUCUUCGGAUGAAGGUCCAGUUGGUCAACGAAAGAAGACCAUCAAAGCUAUCCAACGAGCUCAUGAGAAUGAUGAAGCAAAUGUUGCUGAACCAUUUUAUAUCCUUCAAACCUUUAAUACAGCCCAAGAGUUUAAAGAAAGAGUUAAAGUCCAUGCUAUUGAGACAAGAAGGGAACUUGGUUUUGAAAAAAAUGACAAGAAUAGGGUAAGAGUUGUGUGUAGGGGGACAAUACCAAAACUGGGAAACUUAGACAAAAGUGGGGAAGGUCAACAAGAAGUCAACAAUGAAGAUGAAGAGAAGUGCCCGUGGAGCCUCUACGCUAGUAAAUGGAAACGUGAUAUAAACUGGAUGGUCAAGUCUUACAACAAAGAACAUCGUUGUCUCCAAACUCGGAAUGUUAAAGCGUGUACUUAUAAGUUUCUUGCCAAAAAGAUUACAACUCAGGUGGAAUCUAACCCAACUAUUCCAAUUCGUGCUUUACAAGAACAACUGCAACGUGAUUACCAAGUGGGACUUUCCAAGAUGAAAGUGUUUAGGGCUAGAACUGAAGCUCUCAAUCAGGUGCGAGGGGAUUAUGUUGGUCAGUAUGCUCUAUUGAGAGACUAUGUUCAAGAACUUCAAAAACAUAACCCAGACACGACUGUAAAGAUUGAUGUAGAGAGUGAACCAAAUCCAAAUUCAGAAACUAGAACUUUCAAGCGCAUAUACAUCUGUCUUGGUCCUUUAAAAAAGGGAUUUGCUGCUGGAAGAAGAGACUUUCUUGGUCUCGAUGGUGCUUUUAUGAAGGGUCCAUACCCAGGACAAAUACUUUCAGCUGUGGGAAUUGAUGGUAAUAAUGGAACAUAUCCACUGGCUUAUGCUGUUGUGGAAUCUGAGAGUACCAACUCAUGGACUUGGUUUCUAACUUGUCUAGGGGAUGAUUUGGGUUUAGGAACAAACUCAAAUUUUACGUUUAUGACAGACAGACAAAAGGGAGUGUUACCUGCUAUAGCAAAGUUGUUUCCAUGCGCUGAGCAUCGUUAUUGUCUUCGUCAUAUCCAUGAAAACAUGAAAGCUAAUUGGAGGGCAAAGCAAUUCAAAGACUUGCUAUGGGAUUGUGCAAAAGCAUCUACUAUUCAACAGUUUCAACGAUCAAUGGAGGAACUUAGAAAACUUAAUAAUGAUGCGUAUGAGUGGCUUAAAAACAUUCCUCCUCAACAUUGGUCUCGUUCACACUUUACAGGUAGAGCUCAUACAGAUGCUAUGCUUAACAAUAUGUGUGAAUCUCUAAAUAGCAAGAUUGUUGAAGGUCGUGAUGUACCAAUCAUUACAUGUUUGGAGUACAUUAGAGAGUACUUAGUGAAGAAAAUUGUAACUGUGCAAAAGGAAAUUGAUAAAGCUGUAGGUCCCUUGACUCCUACAGCUACCAUAUGGGUUGAAAAACUGAAGAAAGAGGCUUCACAAUUAAGGUGGGAACUAAUAGGGAUACCAUGUGCACAUGCAAUAGCAUGUAUGUGGGAGAUGUUGAAGAACAAAGAAAUUGAUAAGAUACCCGAACAUUGGGUCCAUCGAACGUAUUGGUUAGAAACAUGGAAGAAUAUGUAUUCUUUUACAAUUCACCCAAUCAAUGGAAGGAACAUGUGGGAGAAGUCUACAUGCCCUACAACCUUACUCCCUCCAAAACACCAUGUGCCCAUUGGAAGACCAAAGAAAAAGAGAAGGAGAUCUGCCAUGGAGGUUGAGGAUUUGGUGAAAGGUAACCAAUUGUCAAGAGCACAAAAAUCAGUGACAUGUUCUAAGUGUAACAAAAGUGGGCAUAAUGCAAGGACUUGCAAGGGACAGAAGGCUGGUGGUUCUCAAACUUCAAGGAAUGUUGGUGGAUCACAAACUUCAAAGAUUGUUGGUGGUGCUGGUAGUGAAAAAGUGAAGGUUGGAAGUGAAAAAGUGAAGGCUGGUGGAUCACAAACUUCAAGGAAUGUUAGUGGUGCUGGAAGUGCAAAGUGA
This is a messenger RNA of Lactuca saligna, 2256 nucleotides long. The record is from the annotation of a GenBank genome assembly. NCBI's taxonomy places the organism in Eukaryota, Viridiplantae, Streptophyta, Magnoliopsida, Asterales, Asteraceae.